Messenger RNA from Anolis carolinensis (green anole), 3874 nucleotides. Its product is annotated as zinc finger protein 709-like. The coding region runs from base 395 to 2047 and encodes 550 amino acids. The record is from RefSeq and is a predicted model, not a curated record. The transcript is spliced from 2 exons. Lineage: Eukaryota; Metazoa; Chordata; Lepidosauria; Squamata; Anolidae.
GGGCCGUCCUGCGGAAAGAAGGGCGUCUGCAGGGAGGGAUUGGCGGAGGCCGUGCAGAAGAAGCUCCAGGCCGAAGUGGAGAAGGAACAGCAGGUGCCAAAAGGUAACUUCUGAAAAAGCUCUGCAAAGAAUACGUUGUGAGAGCUUUGCCCAAGGAGUGCUCUAAGUCUAAAGGGACUUCAAGAUACACAGCAAUGACAACAAGAAAAAAUAAGUAGUAAAAAUAUAUUUCAAGCUACAAACCUAUGCAGUUAAGAGGAGGAAAUAAGAUUGUGCUGAAAAAAGAGAGGCUUGGGAAAGCGAGCAGAAGGCUACAGCAAUACAAAGACUGUGCUGUUCAGGAGGUUAUAUCUGUGAACUCCUGGCAUAAUAUUUGAAUUAUAAAUAUAAAAGAAUGGCAAGUCCUCUACCUCCCUAUCCUAGAUCACACACAGGGGAGAAGUUACAUCAGUGUCUGGAAUGUGGGAAACAAUUUGAUUGGAAAAAUUCUCUUACUGUACAUGAAAGGACCCACACAGGGGAGAAGCCAUAUGAAUGUGUGGAAUGUGGAAAGAGCUUCAGUCAGAGUGACAGUCUACGUUCCCAUCAAAGGACCCACACAGGGGAGAAGCCAUAUAAAUGCAUGGAAUGUGGAGAAAACUUCAGUCACAGUAGCAGUCUACGUUCCCAUCAAAGGACCCACACAGGGGAGAAGCCCUAUAAAUGCAUGGAAUGUGGAGAAAACUUCAGUCACAGUGGCAGUCUACGUUCCCAUCAAAGGACCCACACAGGGGAGAAGCCCUAUAAAUGCAUGGAAUGUGGAGAAAACUUCAGUCACAGUGGCAGUCUACGUUCCCAUCAAAGGAAGCACACAGGGGAGAAGCCAUAUAAAUGCAUAGAAUGUGGAGAAAGCUUCAGUCGGAGUGACAGUCUACGUUCCCAUCAAAGGAAGCACACAGGGGAGAAGCCCUAUAAAUGCAUGGAAUGUGGAGAAAACUUCAGUCACAGUGGCAGUCUACGUUCCCAUCAAAGGAAGCACACAGGGGAGAAGCCAUAUAAAUGCAUAGAAUGUGGAGAAAGCUUCAGUCAGAGUGACAGUCUACGUUCCCAUCAAAGGAAGCACACAGGGGAGAAGCCCUAUAAAUGCAUGGAAUGUGGAGAAAGCUUCAGUCGGAGUGGCAGUCUACGUUCCCAUCAAAGGAAGCACACAGGGGAGAAGCCAUAUAAAUGCAUAGAAUGUGGAAAGAGCUUCAGUCGGAGUGACAAUUUACGUUCCCAUCAAAGGACCCACACAGGGGAGAAGCCAUAUAAAUGCAUGGAAUGUGGAGAAAACUUCAGUGAAAGUGGCAGUCUACGUUCCCAUCAAAAGACCCACACAGGGGAGAAGCCACAUAAAUGCAUAGAAUGUGGAAAGAGUUUCAGUCGGAGUGGACAUCUACGUUCUCAUCAAAGGACCCACACAGGGGAGAAGCCACAUAAAUGCAUGAAAUGUGGAGAAAGCUUCAGUCAGAGUGGCAGUCUACGUUCCCAUCAAAGGACCCACACAGGGGAGAAGCCACAUAAAUGCGUAGAAUGCGGAAAGAGCUUCAGUCACAGUGGCAAUCUACGUUCCCAUCAAAGGACCCACACAGGGGAGAAGCCACAUAAAUGCGUAGAAUGCGGAAAGAGCUUCAGUCACAGUGGCAAUCUACGUUCCCAUCAAAGGACUCACACAGGGGAGAAGCCAUAUAAAUGCAUAGAAUGUGGAAAGAGCUUCAGUCAGAGUGACAGUCUACGUUCCCAUCAAAGGACCCACACAGGGGAGAAGCCACAUAAAUGCGUAGAAUGCGGAAAGAGCUUCAGUCAGAGUGGACAUCUACGUUCUCAUCAAAGGACCCACACAGGGGAGAAGCCAUAUAAAUGCAUAGAAUGUGGAAAGAGCUUCAGUCAGAGUGACAGUCUACGUUCCCAUCAAAAGACCCACACAGGGGAGAAGCCAUAUAAAUGCAUAGAAUGUGGAGAAAGCCUCAGUCAGAGUGGCAGUCUAUGUUCCCAUCAAAGGACCCACACAGAGGAGAAGUCACCUUAAUGCACGGAAUAGGAACAGAGCUUUAGAAAAAGUUCAGCAUACAGUAGACAUCACAGAACUCAUGUACCUCUAGAGGAGACGGGCCUUUGAGUUUCCGAAUCUAUAAAAACACAUUGGAAGGAAAGAGGAAGGCCAGCACCUUGCUCUCUCUCCACCAUGAAUCGGAGUUUGUGUGGCCUUGGUUGACGGCUACUGGGAGCAGGUGUCACUCAGAAUGGCAGCAAGCUUGGAAGGGGUUCACCUAACCUCCUCCGCAAAGAGACCCAUCGCAGGCUUCUAGGAUGAUGUGUGAAGGUUUGCUGAAAUGAGCAGCAGCAGAGAUCUCUGGAUUAAAGGGUUCUGAAAAAGAAUAGCUCUUUGGUUGCAGAUAACGUCGUAUCUUCAUACUCCUGCCUUAUUUCUUGGCUCUUCUGCAUUCAAUGGCAUCAAUUGUUUCCCAUGCAUGUGUACUGUAUGUACUGUGAUCUGUCCUGAGUCCCUUGGUUGAAAUUUUGGGUGCUAGCCCUGUACUUUUAACCCUUUUCUGGACUUUGUUGUAUCCUGAAUCAUUGACUCUAAAUUCUGGACUGACGUCUAGGUUUCGUAUAUGGACUUGGACUUUGUUUGUAUCCCUGACUUUCUGGCUUGACUUUGGGACUCUAAAUUCGGUUUGUACUCUUGAUUUCUUGGUUGUUGUUUUAUCAACUCAGCUGAAUGAACUCCUGGCAUGUGACUGUUGGGACUGUGACCUUGGUUCUUGUUAAUUUUCACUCCUGACCUGUAUCUGCAGUACUCAACUUGUCUGCAAUAAUUGGACUCUUGACCUGCACUUGUAUUCAUUGUUCCUUCAACGGUGUUGCUCCAAUUAUUUUAGCUCAGUGGCUCCCAACCUUUUUUUAACUAGGGAUCAUUUGACAAGGGACCACUCUCCAAAAUUAGUACCAGAAGGGUUAUAAAUCAGUUUUUGGUCAACUUUAGAUUUGGUUUGGUUAUUUGGAGUGAUGAUUCAGAAAAUUGCAUUGGAUAGACCACGUCAGCUCUCAUUCCUGAUAUGCCAUCCAGUGAGUCGUCAUCUGCUCGCCCACAGAAAACCAUAUUUAAUAAUCCUCGGGACUAUCAGAGGGUUUUGCGAGACCAGUCACUCUCAUUGUAAUGGUGUAGUAACUGUGAGGCUGUGAACCCUAUUUUAGUUCUUGCGGACCACUGGUGGUCCAUGGACCCCAGGUUGGGAACCACUGUUUUAGCUGGACUGAAGACUUUAGUUUUCCUAUAAAAUAAUAUGGUCUUGGCUUGUCUUGUGUUUGUUUAAUAAACCUCAGACUUUAUACCGAGAGAGCCCUGGAACAUGAGACCAUCAGCCUUGCUUUGUGUGUACUUAUCCCUGUGUAGAGUGAAACCCUUUCUGGAUAUGAGACUGUUCAAUCCCCACCUUUGGCAAAGGGUCCAUUAGGACACACAGUAUCCCUACCCAACUGCAGAGAAUGGAAGACAAAAAAUGACUACAACGACUGAUGAAGAUUCAUGAAUCCGUUGAGAUGGACAUAUUAACUACAUUCAUGAAGUAUAGAACCGCAUUGAAAGGAAAUAAGAGUAAAUAGAGAUACAAAUCAUAUAGUGAGUGAGUUUUGUAAAUUAGCGUUUGAUGUCAGUUAGUUUUGUUCUUAUUGUCCAAGGUGUGUGUCCUUGUUCCCUUUAUAUUUGUUAAAUAGGCCUUUUUUUAAAAAAUGUACCAAAAUUAUUAUUUGUAUAAAAUACUGUUUUUAAAUACCAAAAUUGUAAUUUGUGUAAACAUGCUUUGAUUUGUUUUUCUUCUUUAGUCUUUGAAUAAAUAUUGUUUUUUAAAAAUGA